CCAUAAAGUGGGCAGCCCAGCGGCCCUUUCGGCUAUUAUCAACAUGGACCGCUUCUGUUUUGUCGCUUUCUCCUCCUUCCUCUCUCUCUCUGAAAAUCAACGUGUCCUCUAGAAUGUCUGUGAUGCAAGGAACGAAGCACCUCGUCGGUGGGUGGCUGAUUGCCGCCAUCACUUCAGUAUGCUCCUCGGGCUUUCUGUUGUUCGGGUACGACCAGGGCGUCAUGUCCGGCGUGGUGAUAUCCAAGUACUGGCUGGCGCAGAUGGACCACCCGAGCUCACUCAUGGUCGGCACCAUGACGGCGCUGUAUGAUGUGGGAGCCGUGUUUGGGGCCAUCGGCGCCGCCUUCACGGGCGAGCAGCUGGGGCGUAAGAGGACUCUGCUGCUGGGCACCACGAUCCUGAUCAUCGGCACGGUCCUCAUGGCCAGCAGCUACGAACGGAUCCAGUUCAUGGUCUCGCGAGUCUGCACGGGAAUAGGCAUCGGGUACAUCACGUCUGUCACGCCCGUCUACCAGGCGGAGAUCAGUGCCGCCGCGCAACGCGGAUGGCAAGUGUGCUGCCAGCUCACCACCAUGCUCGGCGGGUUGAUGAUUGCCUACUGGAUCAACUACGGCUUCUUCUUCAUCCACAGCAGCGCGCAGUGGAGAUUUCCCCUCGCCUUCCAGCUGGUCUUUGCCAUCUACAUCAUGCUGGUCGCUCCGUGGCUGCCCGACACCCCGCGCUGGCUCAUGCGACAUCGCACCCCGGCGGAGGGGCUCGCGGUCCUCGCGCGACUGAGGGGACGGGAUGAGAAGGACCAGCUCGUGCAGACGGAGAAGGACGAGAUCAUGGAGGCCAUUGCCAUCGAAGAGAAGGAGGAGGGCUCGUGGGCAGAUUUGUUCCGCAGCAACGGCAUCUCGGCCAACAAGCGCUUCUACCUCGCGCUGGGAAUCCAAUUUAUGCAGCAGAUGUCGGGCAUCAACAUUGUGACAUACUACGCUCCGACGCUCUUCACCACGUCGUUGAACAUGACCCAGGAGAUGUCGAUUCUCAUGGGCUGCUUCCUGCAACUGUGGUAUAUUAUCGCCUCGUUUCUGACAUGGUACACGAUCGACCGCGUGGGACGGCGGCUCCUCUUCAUCUCCAUGGCCUUUGGCAUGUGUCUGGUGCUGGUGGCCGAAGCCAUCGCCGUCAACCGCAUCGAGGCCGCCCACUACCACAACACCUCCGCGGGGGUGGCCGCCGUGUUCUUCGUCUUUGCGUUCGAGGCCUGCUUCACCUGGGGCUGGAUGGCCACCGUCUGGGUCUACCCGCCAGAGAUCCUGCCGCUGAAGAUCCGAGCCAAGGGCGCCGCGCUGGCCGCCGGCGCGGAUUUCCUGGGCAACUUUCUCGUCGUCGAGGUCACGCCGGACGGCGUCAAAAACCUCGGCUGGAGGUUCUACAUCGUCUGGGCGGUGCUCAACCUCGCCAAUGCCAUCAUCGUCUGGCUCUUCUACCCGGAAACCGGCGGCCAGCCGCUCGAGGCGAUCGACACGCUCUUCGCGGACAAGGAGCAGCGCAGACGAGCCUCGACCCUGAACCACAGCGGCGGCGGCGGGGCCACGGUCGCCCUUCCCGCCGACGACGACAGCGACGAGGUCGACACCGAGGAUAUUGGAGAAGACAAGAAGGGCCUCCUGAGCAGACUGCAGUGGAGCAUCGUGCGCAAGGCGGACAGGCAGGUCAAGGCGUACAAGCGCGCCGGGCGGCGGCGGGUCUCGGAUAUGACGGCGGUGUCCGACACCACGACCGCGCGGGGCGGCGACGAGGAAGAAAGUCCCGAUGGGGGAGGGAAAGUCCACGAGGACCAGCGAGAAAUCGUGGUGCAGAAGUGA
Molecule: messenger RNA, 1853 nt
Organism: Cladophialophora immunda
Lineage: Eukaryota; Fungi; Ascomycota; Eurotiomycetes; Chaetothyriales; Herpotrichiellaceae
Exons: 3
Coding region: 114-1853 (579 amino acids)
Biological process (GO): transmembrane transport; carbohydrate transport
Cellular component (GO): membrane
Molecular function (GO): carbohydrate:proton symporter activity
Source: RefSeq, a predicted model, not a curated record